AUGUCCGGUGAAGACGAUGAAGACGAUUACAUGAACAUGACGUUCCAAGACCCUACUCCCGCCACAGAAUCAUCUGUUCAGCGAGCUCAACGGCUGAAAAAAGAAUCACGCGCUCGUGGUGUCAUGAAAUCCAAAGCACAGAUCGCUCAGGAAGAAGUUGCCGCGAGAGAAAAGGCACUCUCAACCUCCAUGCUCGAGGAUCCCCGUUCAAAGAAGAGCAAAGGCCUUGCCAUGAUGGCUAAAAUGGGCUUCAAGGGUGGUAGCCUGGGCAAAAAGGCAGAAGAUGGCCAAUCCUCUGGUAAAUCAGAGCCCAUCAAGAUCAGCAUGAAGGAGGAUCGCGGCGGCAUUGGCAUGGAAAGUGAGAAGAAGAGGAAGCUUCAAGAAGCCUUUGAAGAGAGGGAAAUCAAGACUGUCAAAAUCGACCCCUUAGAGUACCGUGAGAGGAUGCGAUUGGAAAGAGAAGAUGCUAGGCUGGAAUCACAGCUGCACGCUGCACAACGAACGGCGGAGAGACUGGAUGACGAGAAGGCCGGCUCAGAUACGAAUGAACACUCGUCAUCGGAAGAAGCUUCAACUCCAAAGCCUAAACCACUAUCAUCGCGACCGCUCAAAUCUAUCCCGGUGCUUUAUCGCGGCUUGAUUCGGCAUCGCGAAGAAAAGGAGCGUGAUCGACGAAUGAGGUACGACUUGGAGCAGUCUCUUUCGCGGUUACCGACGUAUGAGAAUGACGAGGAGGAUGAAGAUGACAAGAAAGCUCUGGGCAAGAAACAGGUUACAUACUCAACUGCGGAUGACUUGGACGAGGAAGAUGAAGAACUGGACGAGUUCAAUGCACUUGAGCCCGGUACUAGACUGAGUCGUUUAAUCAUGUACUUGCGAGAGACACAUCGCUAUUGCUUCUGGUGCAAAAUGGCAUAUCCGGACGCGGAAAUGGACGGUUGUCCCGGUAUAACAGAGGAGGACCACGAUUGA
Molecule: messenger RNA, 972 nt
Organism: Trichoderma aggressivum f. europaeum
Lineage: Eukaryota; Fungi; Ascomycota; Sordariomycetes; Hypocreales; Hypocreaceae
Exons: 1
Coding region: 1-972 (323 amino acids)
Cellular component (GO): kinetochore
Molecular function (GO): nucleic acid binding
Source: RefSeq, a predicted model, not a curated record